ACGAGGCACGUCAUGGUGGACUCACUUGCCGGCAAGGAAGUUGUAGUUCGUUGGGCAGAUGGAUUGCAGUACUACGGUCGAAUUACAAGUAUUGAGCAGAAAGCUCAGAAGUUUUGUGUUGAGUUUGCGCCAGGUAUAUUAUAUCUGGUACAAUACAAAGAUGUAAAAGGAGUUCCUGGUGCAGAAGAAGAAGAAGGUUUUUCAAAGGAAUUUGAUCUUCUUUGUGAAGUAUGCCACAACGGACAGUCCUACAGACCCAAUGAAAUUGUUAUAUGUGAUAAAUGUGGGAAAGGUUAUCAUCAACGAUGUCAUAAACCAAGAAUUGAGAGUAAAGUUCUUCUUCCCCAUAUUGACUGGAUUUGUUUGAUGUGCACUCACAGUGACAGUAAUGGUGGGAAACAAAGAGCAAAAUUAGCUGUUCGAUCUUUACCAUACAGUUUGUCGUCGUUAUCAUGGAAUGAAAGUCACACAAGCAAUAGCCAAGAUACUUAUUGCUAUUGUGGAGGUCCGGGCGAAUGGUAUAAUAAGAUGGUUCAAUGUGCAGGCUGCAAGCAAUGGUUUCAUCAAGCAUGCUUGACUUGUCUUGGUGAGCCUUCUCCUCUGUAUGGCGAUCGGUUUUACUACUUCCUGUGUUCUGUCUGUAAUGCCGGCGCAGAGUAUAUACAACGAUUGCAGCUCAGUUUCAAUUCUGCCAUUCAGUUGGUCUUAUUUCAUUUGGUUCUCGUUCACCAACGAAAGUACAUCGACUUCGAGCAAGAAUUGAUGCCAUUUUUUGAGCAGCACAAAGCUUACUUGGGAUGCAACAAAUCUGUUGAAGUGUUGAAAAGUGAAAUGUGGGAAACGUUAGAAGUAGACCGAUCUAGGUUUGCUUCUGCCAAGGAAGUGAAGAAAAAGAAAGGACUCUGGAGUCUGAGAGGAGGCUGCAUUCCUCCUUUGCCCGUUUCCUUUCCUUCUCGGCCACCCAAAGGUGCCAAGACAACUCUCUACAUCAAAAAGGGUGUUACCCUCCCUUUGUCAUUGCAACCACCAAUCAAGGGUGUUCCACCAACUGUAGGCUAUGGCAUCAAACACAGUAUGAUUCGAUCCGGCCUAUCCAAGCCUAGAACACCGUCUCCUCUCAAAAGACCUCAACAGCUUAGCCAUUUAGCAAGCUCUGCGAAGAAGACAAAGCUCGCCCGAUGUCUCUAUCCCGCAGACGGUGCACCCCCCUUUCAUGAUUUCCAUCAAUUGAAACUCUACGUGCAACGGAUGAGAGGAGAAACGACAGGAUCAACAAAGACUUCAACCGGCGCGGCAGCUUUGAUUUCAAGCGGCGCAAGAUAUGAAGUCCUUGCUAGACGUGUAACUACCGACAAACAAGAAGAAUACCUCAUACAGUGGCUCUGAUGUACAUUGCUAUGUUGUUUUGGGUAUGUAGAGUGCGCUAUGUGGGAGUGGCUUUGUCUCUAUGCGGCUUCGCGGGGAUUGUGUCUGUAAUUUGAUUUGUGCGCGAUACACCGAUUGACCAAUCAAAGUGCGAGAAA
Molecule: messenger RNA, 1523 nt
Organism: Corticium candelabrum
Lineage: Eukaryota; Metazoa; Porifera; Homoscleromorpha; Homosclerophorida; Plakinidae
Product: metal-response element-binding transcription factor 2-like
Exons: 13
Coding region: 13-1386 (457 amino acids)
Biological process (GO): chromatin organization; regulation of DNA-templated transcription
Cellular component (GO): nucleus
Molecular function (GO): chromatin binding; DNA binding
Source: RefSeq, a predicted model, not a curated record